UCGCUGCGUGCGUGCGUGCGUGCCGUGCGUUCGCCGGGCACCGCGGCCUCGCCCUCGCCCUCCGCCCCUGCGCCUGCACCGCGUGACCUCUCAGGGGGUCCCCCCGGCAGAGCUGCCCCGCCGCUGAGGAACAUGGCGAAGGUGGAGCAGGUCCUGAGCCUCGAGCCGCAGCACGAGCUCAAAUUCCGAGGUCCCUUCACUGAUGUCGUCACCACCAACCUAAAGCUUGGCAACCCAACAGACCGAAAUGUGUGUUUUAAAGUGAAGACCACGGCACCACGUAGGUACUGCGUGAGGCCCAACAGUGGGAUCAUCGAUGCAGGGGCCUCCAUUAAUGUAUCUGUGAUGUUACAGCCUUUCGAUUAUGACCCCAAUGAGAAAAGUAAACACAAGUUUAUGGUUCAGUCUAUGUUUGCUCCGACUGACACUUCUGAUAUGGAAGCAGUAUGGAAGGAGGCAAAACCGGAAGACCUUAUGGAUUCAAAACUUAGAUGUGUGUUUGAAUUGCCAGCAGAAAAUGAUAAACCACAUGAUGUAGAAAUAAAUAAAAUUAUACCCACAACUGCAUCAAAGACAGAAACACCAACGGUGUCUAAAGCUCUGAGUUCUUCUUUGGAUGACACUGAAGUUAAGAAGGUGAUGGAAGAGUGUAAGAGACUGCAGGGUGAAGUGCAGAGGCUCCGGGAGGAAAACAAGCAAUUCAAGGAGGAAGAUGGACUCCGGAUGAGGAAGACAGCUCAGAGCAACAGCCCUGUGCCUGUGUUAGCUCCAGCUGGGAAGGAGGAGGGCCUCAGCGCCCGGCUCCUGGCCCUCGUGGUUUUGUUCUUCAUCGUCGGUGUGAUCAUAGGGAAGAUCGCCUUGUAGAGGCAGUGGGCACAGGGCGGCACACUGGAUUGAUGGGCCCGCAUCCCCUGGGCUUUGACUUUAUCAUAACCAUGUGUAAAAAAGAAGUUCAUGUAUGAUGACAUCUCACAGGUCUUGCCUUUAAAUUACUCCCUCCCUGCGCUGUGCGCACGCGUGCACAUACACACACACAAUUAUAACGUAACAAUCCUUUAGAGAGUUAAAAAUGUAUAGUAAAUGAUUGGGGGAAAAGAAUGGUCUUUAUUAAUGACAAGGGAAACCGUGAUUAAAUCGUAAUGGCAUGUCGUGUCAUUUUAAACAUGUGUAGCCUUGGUACAUGGGGCUGGGUUGAUUACUUCUCUUAGAACAAGACACUCUUCCUGCCUGUUGGUGCCGGGCCUUGGGGAGCUGGAACCCGGUGCAGUGGGGAGGGCCGUCACCUCCACAUAACAAGCCCCACCCACUCACUCACUCUCUGGGCUGCUGUUCCACGUUCUGUCCCUGGCUGUCAGUUCCUUGGGACUCAUAAACAGGGUCAGAAGCCAAUGGCAUUGUGCUGUGGCAGUGUCAGAUCUGCCCAUCAGGAGUGAGAGGCAGUGGGAGGCAGCAGGAGGUGGACUGACCCAACACUUUGGAAAUGAAAGUCAAUGCUUUGUUCUCUUAAAGGGACCAAGCUAAAUUACUGUUGGUUCAUGUAGUGAGAUUGAAUUGUUAUUCAGAGAUGUUUAAUGCAUAUUUAACUUAUUUAAUGUAUCUCAUCUCAUGUUUCCUUAUUGCCACAAGAUUAUAAUUAAUGCUGUGGCCUAAAAAUCACCUGUGCUACCUAAUGCCAGUGGGUGACGCUGGCACUGCUGCUGGAGAGCUGUGGGCCUGCCUGCCUCUCUCUCUCUCUCUCUCUCUCUCUCUCUCUCUCUCGAAGUUCUGGGCUCUAUGUACGCUUGGAGGUGUGGUUUAUUGGAAUGUUGUAGAACAGCUGCCAGAAGUGUUUCACUGUGUAAAUAAAUAACAACUGUCAAAGAGAGGGAAGUCCUUAGUAGCAACAGUCAACUCUGUUACCCUUUCUAACUGGAGAAGACUGGCUGAUCUUGUUUUUUUCCCUCAUUACCCCUCAGCCACCACUCAUUCUUCCAGCACAUGUGCCCCAAGUCUGGUCCUGACCUUUCCCAUGUGGCCCUUGCUUGGAAUGAGGCAGCAGAAUGGUAGCAGACAAGGAACCAGCUGGGUCGGGGCGGGAGAGGGGUGAGAGGCUCCAGAUAAUCGUCAAGUAGUGAUUGAGAGUUUGACUGUAAAUUAAUUUUAUGCCAUAAAAGACCAAUCCAAUUCUGUUUGACUAUGUAGCAUCUUAAAAAGAAAAAGAAUUAAAAUAAAGCCCCAGAAUUAAGAGUU
Nyctereutes procyonoides (raccoon dog) is the source of this 2229-nucleotide messenger RNA. It is a transcript of the gene VAPB, whose product is annotated as VAMP associated protein B and C. NCBI's taxonomy places the organism in Eukaryota, Metazoa, Chordata, Mammalia, Carnivora, Canidae. Gene Ontology annotation, biological process: endoplasmic reticulum membrane organization. The transcript is spliced from 7 exons. Gene Ontology annotation, cellular component: plasma membrane; endoplasmic reticulum membrane. The record is from RefSeq and is a predicted model, not a curated record. Gene Ontology annotation, molecular function: FFAT motif binding. The coding region runs from base 133 to 864 and encodes 243 amino acids.